AUGCCAGCUCCAAGGCCUGGUAGCCUUGUCUCUUUGCCGGAUGGCGCCCUUGGUCAGUUGCAGUACAUCUCCGGCUCCAAUGGCAACGUAGUCCUCCUGGACGGAUCACUGGCGUCCGGACCCGUCGCCUGCGCGGAAACCCGGAAGCCGCUACAGGGGGGCACUGACCUCGCCUUCGACGUUGUCCUGGGGCCACGGACCAGUGAUUCGGUGCUUGGCGCCGAGAUCUCUACAUGCCUUUUCGAGAAGGGCUUCUGCGUCCUAAAGCUCUGUCAGCAGUCCGGGGAAAGAGAUCAGGCCAUCCAGGCCAUGCAGGAUCUGGCAGAGGAGGGCCGGCUAGGGCGGCUCCCAGAGGAGCUGGAGGAAGGCUACCUGGGCCUCGGGGGCCGGGGCCGGGUUCUGUGGCUGGACCCAGAUGCUCGCACCCAAACUCACGAAGCUCUCCUGGCAGCAGACCAGAACCUUUCCUACCUUGCCUCGGUCUUGGCACCUUUUAGCGGCGACGUCUUCGAGAAGCCCCUUCGGGAGCGCACGCCUGCAUUGCUCAGCCUGUCCCUGGACGAGGAGGAGCCAGAGCCGCAGAAGUGUGACUUCCUCUCCAUGUGGCGCCGAGGCCUAGUACGGGCCUGGCAUUUCCUCGGCCCAAGCGCAGUGGCCUUGGAGCUGGAAACACGAGAAGGUGCUGAGGCUGCAGCGCUGCCUGUGCAGCAGGAGGUUAUCCGCCUCACAGCAGAUCCUGGGACACUACUGCUUUACCGGCCCGAGUGCUUCGUGCUUUCGUCAACAGUACAGGGGGAGAAAGGAGAGAGCCUGAUCAUGACUGCCGCCUUCCUUUCCGAACAGCCUCGCUGGUUCGUCAGUGCCUCCAAAGACUUCGACCCAAGCACCUGGCUCUGCCUGGGCGGCGCGCUGGCGCCCAGCGGCCCGCCGCCACCGGAAGGACAUGGCAUCCACGUCAUGCACACGGCCGCACGCCUCCCGGCGCAGUGGGACGAACCGGAAAUGUACAACACAGGGCUAAAUGCGGGUACUGACGCCGUCAUCGAGAUCCCGAUCACUCGAUUUGACGUCAACUUCUAUUUUACUGACAACCCUGACGAGAUCACAGUCAUCAACCCAAAGAUGAACCAGAGGCACACGUCCUUCGUUGAUGGCAUCGAGCUAUUUGACAAUAAGUAUUUUGAAAUCUCCAACAACGAAGCCAAUGGCAUGGAUCCACUGCAGAGGCAGGUCUUGGAGGUUGGCGGAGCCUUGCUGCAGCAGAUGGGAAUCUCCAAGAAGGUGUCCAACAAGCGGUCUCACCAUGUUGGCGUCUCUGUGGGCGUGGACAAGGCAGACUUCCCCACGCUGGGCAUCCUCACUGGCGCCAACAACGCUCUGGCCAUUAUUGCCAACCGCUUCAGCUUUGUCUUCAACUUAAAGGGCCCAAACUACAUUUGUGACACUGCAUGCUCCGCUUCCCUGACAGCCACUCACCUCGCCAAGCAGCUCUUGCUGGACCGUGUUUGGGACGUCUUGGAUUUCCACGUGGCCACCGGAACUCACCUUUGCCUCUCCCCGGGGCCCUGGGUGGGCUGCGCUCUGGGGCACAUGACCUCACCACAGGGACGUUGCUUCACUUUUGACAGCUCCGCGAGCGGAUACCUACGCGGCGAGGGCACCUCAGGCAUGAUCCUGAAGUAUGGGGAGUAUGACUCGAAAGGGUGCGUCUACAGAGCUUCGCAAGUGGGCCAAGAUGGGCGCAGCGCAAGCUUGACGGCCCCAAACGGCCCGGCACAGGAAGAGAUCAUUGGCCGUGCUAUCCGAGAAGCCCGGAUGACGCCACCGGAGUCCACCUGUUGGGAGUGCCAUGGCACAGGCACGUCCUUGGGGGAUCCAAUUGAGAUCGGGGCUGUUCGGAAAAUCCAGCGCAAGGUGCCGCGUAGCGAGCCAUUAAUGAUGUCCAGCAACAAGAGCAACAUUGGUCACUUGGAGGGAGGUGCUGCCAUGGCAGCCAUGGUGAAGUCUGUGCUGAGUGUCCAGCAUGGACAGUGCCUGGCUUCCCUGCAUGUUCGACAGCUGAAUCCUCAUCUCGAGCAUACCACCUUCGACGCUUUCUUCGAAACAGAGCGCUCCUCCUUUGCCUAUGAGCGGGGCCACACGCAGAUCUCCUCUUUCGGGUUCGGAGGGACGAACGGCCACUGCAUUUUCUGGGGGAAGCGUGUUGGUCAGCAGGAUGUUCAGGCACUGCUCCUCAGGCGCAUCGCCAAGAUGUCCCCUGCAGAGAUUCGCCCAGUGGGGAACAAUCCGGCCGGGGAUAUCUACAGCCGCAUUGUGCUCCGACCGGAGGACCCGAUGGACGAGCCCAUCAAGUGGGUCAAGGUGCGUGAUGGCUCUGAGCAGCGCGUGGCCUUGUCUGACUUCUACACGGUGACCGGGAAUUUCAAUUCUUGGCAGCAGGAUACCUUGGUGCCGGGAGUCCCCGGGCACUUCACUAUUGCGGUUUUCGCGCCGGCUGAUGGUGUGUUGGAGUUCCGGUUCCUGAAGAACGGCAGCGAUCAGAUGAUCUUGGCACCAGAAAAAGACAAGUGUGGGGAGAAGCUGGCCCGGGUCCUUGGACCGCAGGAGGGUCUAACAAGCUGCUGGUCUUUGAGUGCGGCACCGAACUCUUGCAUCCGACUGGAGUUGCUGUGCCUCAAGCAUGUCUACUGUGUGUCUUGGAUGCCUGUGUAG
Messenger RNA from Symbiodinium pilosum, 2712 nucleotides. The record is from the annotation of a GenBank genome assembly. Lineage: Eukaryota; Dinophyceae; Suessiales; Symbiodiniaceae.